UUAAGAGCGAGCCUAAACGUCGAAGAGAAAAGGUGCAGUUCAAAAGUCACUCGCGGACGACAGCACAGCUGCAUGUAGGGUCGACCUUGAAUUAGCUUGGCCAUCGCAGUCAUUCAUACAAAAAUAGGAAAUAUUUUUCUCAGCAAUGACGCCGAUGCACACAUUCAACCAUAAACGCAGGAAAUUUGCCUAAACAAACGUAGACUUUUGAUUCCAACGCCUGGAGGUUAGACUUCCACCGCAGCCUUCAAUUUGCCCGAGAAAAUGGAGACCUACUCGCGUGCCCUUAGCUUUUCCCCAAGACGAAGGUGGAAUGGCCACUACAAAAAGUAUGCAAACUACAGAUACGGAAUUAAGCGAUUUCAAAAUGAAAAUUUCCUGCGAUUAUAUCCUGGGUGCCAACGGAGACCUCAAUAUGACGCGAGAAACGUUGAGCCGAAUAUAAAGACCAGAAUGAACGAGCUCAUUAUGAUGUGGCUUAAGGAAAAUGAACGCCGCUUUCAAAUGGAUCACGUCAACUCACUUUUCGAAGAAUUUAACAACUACUUUAUGAUGGUGGUCAUGGAUCCACUGUACCGAGGAACUGUUCCUUUCCACCGUCCACCGCCUCGCAAUAGGAAAAGUCUCAGGGAGAUUCAGAUGAACAUGCAAUAUCUGCUCGGAAGACGAAAUUCGAACCACGUCGUGCAAUUGCAGCGGUACUUUGGGAGUGGAAAAGAUAAAAAAAUUCGCUGCUUUGUGACCAACGGCAACUGGCAAAUUUUCAACGACGGCGAAAAGGCCGAGUUCGCCAACAACUUCUUGGUCCAGAGGAUGAACCCAGUAAUCUCGGUUGGGAGCAAAAAUUAUCCCAACACCUUUAAGGAGUUUAUACUUCAGGAAAAAGAUAUUGUUGAUGUGAUUAUGCAUCCCAAGGGCUCACUGAGAUGUUCCGGAAUGCUGCUGAUCACUAAAGAAAUGUUGCAGCUCACCGUGGAAUCUGUGUCCAAGGUUCUUUUUUGCUUCUACGAAAAAACCUUGCGCGACGGCAGCCUGCCCAAAGAUUGGCUCGACACAAUGAUAGCGCUGAGCCACAAGGGAGAUGAGAUGGACCGCGUUGAAAACUACCGGCCAAUUGGGUUGACCUGUCUCCCAUCAAAGAUUAUGGAAACAAUAUUGGCCAACUUUUUGCGAGUGGCGGUGGAAAAGAAGCUGAACCCAUAUCAGCACGGCAACAGGCCCAAUUAUUCAGUCGAGAGCCAGUUGGUGAGCUCUUUGGAGCACAUUCGCUACCGAGUCCAUGUGCAUGGGCGCGUGGACUGCGUCCGGUUGGACUUCACCAAGGCCGGCGACAUGGUGGUCCAUUCGAUUUUGAUUGAAAAACUUCGCAAACUGUGCAUUGACCCCACAGUCGUCAAAUGGAUCGAAGCGUUUUUACGGAACCGGCGUCAGUGCGUCCGAAUCGGAAACGCAAUCUCCAACUUUCAGGAGGUCACUUCCGGCCUUCCCCAGGGCAGCCCCUUGAGCAACGUCCUGCUCAACAUCUACUUGAACGAUCUGCACAAAAAGCUGGACAACGAUUUUGUCUAUCAGUAUUGCGACGACACUUUGAUCACAAAGAUCGUCAAGAAAAGGGCGGACUGCGAAAAACUGCAGGAGGAGCUUUUGGAGCUGGAAAAUUGGAUGAAUGAGAACCACAUGACGAUCAACGUUAAGAAGUGUCAGGUUAUGAACUUCAGGUUCCCCAACCGGACACCAGAUUACAAAGAAAUCUUUCCGUAUCAACUCAUGGGCGAGAAGAUCGACAACGUCUCCAGCCUGAAGUACUUAGGAGUGUACCUGAGCAACGAUUUUUCGUGGGAUGCGCACGUUCAGUACCUUUGUGAGAAGAACGAGGAAAAAUUUGAACGCGAGAUGAAAUACUUGAAGCUAUGUCACGACGCAAAGAAGCUCUUCUACUACACGAAUUUCCUGCGUCCAACGUUGGAGAAGAGCCGCAGCGUCUGGACCGUUCCUCUGGACAGGAAACAUUUGGAGCUGAUUGAGAAAAUGGAUAUGAUGCAGAACAGGGCAUUGAAAGAUGUGAAAAACGUUGGAAAUUUUCCAACUUUAGCUGAAAGAAGUAUCAUAUUUUUGUUGAAUUUACUUUUUAAGAUUUUUGAAAGGCCCAAGCCUUACUUAUCUCUCGUCCAGAAAGCACUGGACAUUUGUUGCGAAGAAUUCAACUUGGAAGUAUUCCACAUCGCCAUGGCCACCGAGGGGUCAAGGUUGGGUCUGGCCAUCAGAGAACUUUUAUGGUUCAAUCAAGUUUUGAAAAUGGAGGGAAAUUUAGAAUUAAAAGAUCUCUUGAAGGAGAAAAAUUUAAUGGAUAAUAAACUGGGUGAUUACGCCAAAAUGCGUUAUGAAUGUUUCCAGUCUACGAUUCAGAUUUUUGAUAAAGAUGCUGCUCUCGAGCUGGUUUCCAAGUGUUUGCACAAACAAAUGAGCAUUGAAAAAAUCAGAGCAAAAAUCGCGGAAAUUAAAUCUCGCUAUCAGUUGGAUGUUUCUAAAAAUAAGCCAAAAGUAAAGGAGUGCGUAGUGGCACUUGUACAUCGAGGGUGAACAAAAAAUUAGGAUUAUUUAUUUUAAAAUUAUAAAUCGCAAGCACUAACUAGAUUGAUUAUAAAAUGAAUAAUAUCAUAAGUAUUUUGAUAAAUUUCCCUGUAGCUAGAAAAUUCAAUGUUAUGAUAGAGAGAGAAAAGGGAUAAUUUAGAUGAAAUUAAUAUUUUGGUUUAUUAUGAUUGCACAAAAAUGUCAAUAAAAGCAAGAAAUG
Molecule: messenger RNA, 2791 nt
Organism: Neocloeon triangulifer
Lineage: Eukaryota; Metazoa; Arthropoda; Insecta; Ephemeroptera; Baetidae
Exons: 4
Coding region: 265-2580 (771 amino acids)
Source: RefSeq, a predicted model, not a curated record